Molecule: messenger RNA, 2327 nt
Organism: Wyeomyia smithii (pitcher-plant mosquito)
Lineage: Eukaryota; Metazoa; Arthropoda; Insecta; Diptera; Culicidae
Product: protein-associating with the carboxyl-terminal domain of ezrin
Exons: 2
Coding region: 118-2163 (681 amino acids)
Source: RefSeq, a predicted model, not a curated record
UAGGUUUCCCAUCCCUAUGCAGUGUUUCUUCGUGUCUAUAUGUUCAGUUUAUAUCCCAGCGACUUUUAAUAUUUUACUGUCUAUGAUCGUAAUGUCCUAAUUGCGCAAAACCUAAGCAUGGGAAACGAUCAGUCACAGUUGAAAGGAUUGGAAAUUAGCAGAAAAGCUAUCCAGGUAACAGACUACUGGUCCUUGUACAAUGGAGAAGUUCCGUCCGAUACCUCCGUUUCGUGCAUAUCAAUUUUUCAAGGAGAGACGCUCGUCACAGGACAAUUCUGGACUAAUCAGAACCCAUUGGAGCGGGCAAUUAAAAACCUUAAAGUUUAUCGACAUCCGAACAUCCUAAAGUUUAUUGCUUCAUGGCACAAAGGCUCCCUGAAGAUGUUGGCCACGGAGCGAUGUAGGCCUCUAGCAACUUGUCUUAACAUAAUAAGUGAUGUUCAAAUUUGUCUCGGAUUGCGAAACGUAUUAUGUGCACUCGUUUUCCUAAUGGAGCAGGCCAGCGUUCGGCAUUUAAGCAUUAGCAUAUCAUCGAUUUACGUUACCGAAGAUGGAGCAUGGAGAUUAGCAGGAUUCGAACAUCUAUGGACAAAUGGAGAUUUCAAUUUAAACCUGCUAGAAAAAUCUCAACCAUAUCGUUACCAGAAGGCGAUUGACCCGGAUGAGCUGAAAAACAAGGGUGAAGGUGUUGAGCAGUUUGCUUUUGCCGUGAUGUGUGAAGAGAUCUUGCAUAACAAAACCGAUAGUAACAUUCCAGCAGUGGAAGAUUUCAAAACGUACUGCGGAACGCACCUGAAGCAUGCUAAUGUGUCCAUGCGACCAAAACUUUCUGCCAUCCUGCUGCAUCCGCUGUUUAAUCACGAUUUUAUUUUAAUACAUUCCUUCCUCACCGAAUUGCCACUGAAAAGCCCACAGGCGAAACAGGAAUUCUUUACUGGCCUAGCGGAUCGAUUACGACUGUUCGAUCCGGAAACUGUCGCAGAACAGAUGGGCUCUUUGUUGCUGUCCCGAAUUGUUCUCCUGGAUACGACAGCUCAGCUCUGCGUUACCCCGUUCAUACUACGCCCUAAGACGGAUGACCUGUCAGCAGCUCUGUUUGCUGCAAAGAUUUUCUCUGCGUAUAUUAUUCCUAAAAUAAAGCAAGUGUUCUGCGUUCCGGAUGCCCAAAUUCGACUUACGUUGUUGGAAUACUUUCCAGCUUAUGUGGAUUUCUUUAGCAAUGACGAUUUGCGGGAGCACAUACUACCACAGCUUUUGUUAGGUAUAAAAGAUACCAACGAUGUUCUAGUCGCGAAAACCUUGCUUUGCUUGGCAGAUUUGGUCCCCCUGUUGGGGUCUGCAGUUGUGAUCGGUGGCAAUAGAAGUAAAAUUUUUGCCGAUGGUCGCCCACAAGGUGUACCUGAUCAGACAAUGCCAUGGAGUGCUGUAAGGUCUAUAACACCAGUUAUUGGCUCUGGCGAAUUCCUCUCCGGAAGUCCUGUUCCCAGUGGGGUGGACAGAAUAGCAACAGCGGAAAACAAUAUAUCGUUUUCGUCUAUUGUGGAAUCAUCGGGUUUUAACAUCAUGCCGGAACGGUUGUCGCCUGAAGGGGAAGAUAUUUAUCAUACUAAUAGCGAUGUUGAACUGGAGGUAGACGAAUGGAGCGAUUGGGAAAAUGACAUGACCGAACACACCGUUAAUCAUUUGCUUAAUACUGGUCAGCAUGAGGGUCAACAUGAUAACGACACUAUCACCAAUAGUCAACCUGUGACAUUGGGAAAUGACGUGGAUUACACACAAAGUGCGAUUGUGAGACCUGACAAGGAAGAACUGGAGAAGAUAAGGCGUCAAACUUCUGUGCAAGCUGAAAGUAUUGAAAAUCUAGACAUUAAAACACAACCGUUCAAGAAACCGUUAGAAUCGUUCACUGCAUCGGAUAUGGACUUUUUCAAAGAUAUGGAACCAGUGAUUCAGAAAGCUAAUGUUCUGCUAAUCGACGAGAAAGACCCAGUAGAUAAUAUUUCCGUGACGUCAGCUGCCAAGAGUACCACUGCCACUACAAAUCCAAUAGUUCAGGAGCAGGAUUCUCUUUUGUUGAAGGUUGAUGGUAGUAGAUUCGACGUAAAAGUAGAAACUCUCGAGGCCAAUGAGGACGGAUGGGACAAUGAAGAGAGUGAGUGGUAGGUAAACUGGAUUUCUCCGAUGUUUUACUUCAAUUAUUAUUUACAUGGAGCUCAUAAAGGGCUCACUGUCUGCUAAGUCGAUAGGAUUAGUACAUUAUCGGGGGAGAAAAUUAAGGUUACUGCAACUUUGUGCACAUUAUUCAAUAAAUUUGUGAUCGGUGGCUA